Pedinophyceae sp. YPF-701 is the source of this 1407-nucleotide messenger RNA. NCBI's taxonomy places the organism in Eukaryota, Viridiplantae, Chlorophyta, Pedinophyceae. The record is from the annotation of a GenBank genome assembly.
AUGCGGGCGCUGGCGUCCGACAACGCGACAGGCGGAUACUCUGCGACUCGGAAGCUCGGGAGCUCCGCGUCUUCCGAGACGCGCGGCCACGGCUCCGUGCGUGCCGGGGGGGCGCUCUCUGACAUACUCAAUUCCCCGAAAGGAACUGAGAAGAACAAGCUUUACCACUUCAAGUCGUGGAGAGCCUCGGCCAGCAACGCCGCGACCAAGGCGCUAGGCGAGCGUAGCUCGCGACAAGACACCACCGGCUCGUACGCCGCCUUGACUAGGGCCGCGAAGGGCGCCGCAAAAGGCCUCGCAGAGUCGCUGAAGGUCACCGCGAGUAGGGGCGCGGACAGGGCCGCCCGGCAGCCCACGCAGCCCUCCACCGACGCCCCGGCGGCGCGCGAGGCACCGCACGCGUCGCUCGCUGCGGGGCGCGCAGGCCGCGUGCGGACCGCGCAGCCGGCCUCGGCCCCGCACCACACCGCGAACGAGCCAAGCUACGCGGCCCGCGCGUUCGAGCACGCGUCCGUCCCCGCCGCGCUAGCAGACUCGGCCGAACGCCUGGGCUCGCUGGCGUCGCCAGGCACGCCGGCCUCGCCACAGACGCGCCGCGGCCUCUUCCACGCCUCGAGCGCGCGCCGGCUCGAAGACCAGCUCGCCGCCGCGGCGCGCCCGGCCGCCCCCGGCCCCGACGCCCUCGGCGCGUCCCCCGCCGCGUCGCCCACCGGCGGCACCUCCGCGGACAUGGAGCGCAUCUCCCUGCCGGGCGGCGGCGCCGCGCAGCCGCCGCAGGAGCCAGGCACGCCGACCGGGUCGUCCCCGACGCGCGCCCGCCGCGCCCUGCACGGCUACGCCGCGAGUCACCACCCAGGCGCGCGCCUCUCUCCCAAGGGCGCUGCCGCGCUGCCCGGGUCGCCGUCGCGGCGCGCGCCGCACGCGACGAGCCCCUCGCGGUCGGCGUCCCCGGCGUCGACGCACGCCGUCGACUCGGACCUCGAGACGGAGAUUGGGGGGUGUGUGGACGGGUCGCUGUUCGGGGGGGGGUGCUGGACGGCCGCGGAGGAGCUGUGCAAGGCGCUGGUGACCGCGGAGCACCUCCACCCGCCGCGGUCGCGCUCCGAGCAGCCCACGCGCGUGGUGUAUCUCUCCGGGCUGCCGUUCCUGGUCAAAGAGCGGUUCCUGCUUGGGCCGCCCGUGUCGCAAAUGGACAUGGGCGACAUCGCGAAGGAGAAGCACGCGCUCAAGCUGGAGCUCAAGGGCGUGGACAGGGAGUUCGCGGCGCGUGCGGGCCGCAAGGCGACGAAGGGAGAGAAGGAAUCGCUGCGCGCGUGGUACGUGCGCUACUGGCGGCUCAAGCACGCGCUGUCGCGGGGCUCGGCGGCCGGCGCCGACGGACCGGUGCCGGAGAAUGUAGAUAUAUGA